CGUCAUCAGGCUGCGCGUCUUCUGUAGUGGCGGGUGGCUGGUCAUAGUAAAUAUGUCUUAAAUCGUUACGUGUUCCCUGUGAUAUGAGAGUAGUUGUAGUGUGAACUGCUCAUCCUGGCGGAAGUCUAGAUGCUCAUAUCUGACGUCUGUUUGCCAUGAGGCUGAAACUGAGGAACAUCUUUCUUAUGUAUUUUGUGGUUUCCAGCGCUGGUCUCCUGUAUGCAUUGCUGCAGCUUGGUCAGCAAUGUGACUGCACACAUCAAAUGAACCCUGCCAAUGAUGUUCACAGAAGAGAUAACUCACGCCGUCGUGGUGCAGAGAAUUUGCCCGUUAUAUAUGUAGUAACACCAACGUAUGCAAGACCUCAUCAGCGGGCUGAACUUACUCGCCUGUCCCAGACAUUACUUCUUGUCCCUGCUGUUCACUGGAUCUUGGUAGAGGACUCAGCAGAGCGCACUACUUUAGUGGCUGGUCUGCUGGCCCAGAGUGAAUUGCAGUACACCCACCUACAUGUGCAGACCCCACUGGCAAUGAAAAUGAAAGACUCAGACCCAAACUGGUUGAAGCCACGUGGAGUAGAGCAACGAAACAAAGCUUUACGUUGGCUGCAUGAGAACAGGUCAUCCAAGAACCCUGGAGUUGUAUACUUUGCUGAUGAUGACAACACAUACAGUAUUAAAAUCUUUGAGGAGAUGCGUUAUACACAAAAAGUAUCUGUCUGGCCAGUUGGACUAGUUGGAGGGCUCCGUUAUGAAGGUCCACUGGUGACUGGUGGUAAAGUAGUUGGCUUUCAUACAGCCUGGAAGACACACAGACCAUUUCCUAUGGACAUGGCUGGAUUUGCAGUGUCGUUAUCACUACUGCUGAGUCAUCCAAACACACAGUUUGACCCCAAUGCAGAGAGAGGUUUUCUGGAGAGCAGCCUUCUGGGAUCAUUGGUGACAGUUGGGGAAUUGGAGCCCAAAGCAAAUAAUUGUACUAAGAUCUGGGUGUGGCACACAAGGACUGAAAAACCUAAACUCAAGCAAGAAGACCUUCUGGAGAAGCAGGGGAAGGGAUCGGAUCCUAAAAUUGUAGUGUAAUGUAAGCACUAAAUAUGUGACUGUAUUUUAUAAUAGAUAGCAGAUCAGUUCCCUGAUAUGAAAUGCUCAGAAAUCAUGUAAUGGCAUUGCUGGAGUCUCUAUGCACUACACAUUCUUCUCAAGAGCAAACUAUAGUUCUUCACAGUAUUUCUGCACUGGGAGAGAUUUAUACAUGGACAGUAAGUAAAUUUAAUUUGACUUAUUAUUGUCAUCUCUUUUAUAUCUA
Molecule: messenger RNA, 1308 nt
Organism: Bufo bufo (common toad)
Lineage: Eukaryota; Metazoa; Chordata; Amphibia; Anura; Bufonidae
Gene: B3GAT3
Product: beta-1,3-glucuronyltransferase 3
Exons: 7
Coding region: 156-1082 (308 amino acids)
Biological process (GO): chondroitin sulfate proteoglycan biosynthetic process; carbohydrate metabolic process
Cellular component (GO): Golgi membrane
Molecular function (GO): galactosylgalactosylxylosylprotein 3-beta-glucuronosyltransferase activity
Source: RefSeq, a predicted model, not a curated record